This is a messenger RNA of Labeo rohita (rohu), 6387 nucleotides long. It is a transcript of the gene kiz, whose product is annotated as kizuna centrosomal protein. The record is from RefSeq and is a predicted model, not a curated record. The transcript has 15 exons. Gene Ontology annotation, biological process: spindle organization. NCBI's taxonomy places the organism in Eukaryota, Metazoa, Chordata, Actinopteri, Cypriniformes, Cyprinidae. The coding region runs from base 55 to 2121 and encodes 688 amino acids. Gene Ontology annotation, cellular component: centrosome.
CCACUGUAAACAACGCGCCCUGCCACACUGAGGUGAAGAGCGAACAAAACAGCUAUGGCUUUCUCCAACACCGAGUAUUUCGACCAGAUUGGGAAUAUUCAAAAGACCAUGCACGAACGGGAGAGAAGGAGACAUGAGUUGGAAGAAAAACUGUUUGCCUACUUAAGAUCAGAGGAAAGAUUGACUAAGUUGAAGUGUGCCAAGAUGCGCUGCUAUUACAAGGAGCUGCGCGAGAGAGAGCAGCAAGCAAAGACGCGCAACCUUGAGCUUCUUGAGAAUGUGGAGAACUUGGCAUCAAAAAUGAAAGAAUUCUCCAUUGAUUGUAGCAGGCUGCUUCAAAAGAGGUUGGAAUACAAGACGCAUAUUACCAGACUGAAGAAAGACAGGAAGAAAAUGGGGAGCAGGGGGGAAUCAGAAGCGGACGAGCUCCCGAGCAGGUUCCAGCCUCCCAGCACACAGGGAUCAUCACAGACUGCUGUCAUCUUCACAGGUCACCAGACCUCCAACGGCUCAUCAAGAAAUGAUGGCGUCACAACCACACGUUCACCAUCUCAGACAGAGCUGAUACCUAAUCAUCCUUCACUCUCUCCUCUACAAAGUGGCCUUUGUAUGCACUCCCAUGUUUCAAAAGCCAGUGCCACUGCCUUUAUAUCUGAUGACAUUCUAAACUCAGGUGAUUUCCUUGAGGGCAGACAUUUGAGUGACGUGCAUGAAAAGCAGAUGGAGUCUGAUUGGGACAACUCUCAGAGGGCAGGAGAGCAGCAUAGAUGGGAAGAACUAAACUCACCUCACAUGACCCUGAAGGAAGCUGAAGUGUCCUCUCAAUCUGUGGCCACGAAGAUGCCUGAAGACAUUGUGUCAUUAAAGCGGUACCCGACCCACAGUCCUUCCCCAGACACCACUGAUCCAAGAGAUUCCUCACAGUACAUGAACUCUAGAGAUGAGGAUGAGGAAGUGUCUGCAGAGGAUGAAGGUGACUCCACAUCAAGACACCAAGAUCUUUUAGAUCACACUAACAGCAGACAUCACGCUUUGAGAGGAGAUGUUGUAAUUCAAGAGCAGAGUGCAGUACACAUUCGGACCAACAGUGGCACACACGAGCAGGUCAACAGACUGAAAUCUAGAAGGCCUGAUUCUCUCGAAUCCCCCAACAGGCUUUCCGUGGAAGAAUUUUGUCAUCUGCUGGACAGCGUUGAGCGACGUCUCGGUGCUAAAGAUGUGAACCUCUACAGAAGCACAGUCAAUGAGCAGAAACUCAAUGAUAUCAUCAGUAUAUGUGGUCAGUGUGGGCGUCUGGAUGGUGUGGAACUACAUGCGUGUGGUGCUGUGGUUCUGCAGCAGCUGCCCCUGUUGUCCUGCAGUCAGUCUCAGGGAUGCCUCUUACCCAAUGAUCUGAUCAACACUCACUGGUCGUCAGCUACAAAACCAGAACAGAUCAGGUCAUGUCUGUCAGCUGAAAGCGCUCUGCUGUGGGACUGCUGUUUCAAACACUUCUUACAGCUUCAGCAACAGAAAAUCCUCAGCACUGACCACAUCAUCCAGCUCUUUACUCCACUCCUAGUGCCAAACAAUGCCACCUACACUGAGAAGGCAGGAGAGCUGUUAAAGAGGCUUCUCACCCACAAAUCGGAGACCCGUGAGCCGUCAGAAAGCGAACUGUCAUCUUCUUGCAGCUUGCCCUCUCUUCUGGAUGACAGUGUGGAAAUCAAGCCCGCCAGGCCUUCCAAAACAAAUGAGCAAACUGUUGGAACAGGAGGAAUUCAAAGUGCUGAAGAGGACAGUGCCGACCAAAGCCCAGUGGAAAGUAUUCCUAUUAGAGAGACCAAAGCAUAUCAGCUGCUUAAACAGUCUGUGGCACAAGAGAAGCACUGGAGUGACUCGGAGGAAGAGGAUUCUGAGCCGUCAGACAUCAACAAAUUGGAGAGGUCUGAGGCGCUCCAGGACUCUUUAACGCCAAAUAGCUGUUCUCACAGGAAGACUGCAAAAAGUAGAGCUUUCUCUGCUGUCCAGUCGAAGGCAUUUUGGGGAGAAUCAGAUGACAGCAAUUCUGAGAUCGAAAUGGCCUUGCGUCCUCAAUCCCACAACACCAGCAGCCAUGACUUUGAUGAUUUCUAUGAUUAACGUUUCUCUUUUGAGAGUUUAAACUGUCGAGUUUUUUUUUUUUUUUUUUUUUUUUCAAUGAGCAGUUAAUAUGUUUGAAAGAGAUGCCUUUAUACGAUCGCAAAACAAACAAAAAUCUUCAGAGAGGAAUGAGUGCGACAUUCCAUGAAAACAAAAAAGAGCCAUCCUCUUUAUUGUGGCCAAAGACUGUGAAGGGUUUUCAAAACAUGUCGGUGUUAACCCUGCUUGAAUCUCUUUAGCUGAACAACACUUGGGCCUGGUUGAAAUAGAUUAAACUUGGUUUUUAAAGUGAUUCCUUUGCACUGUGCUGAAUAUUACGCAUUUUAGAUGCUGCAGGUAUCUGGCGGUGAGUUGGAGUGGAAUGCUCUGAGUCAACUCCUAUGAAAAGCCAGUGCACAAUGGCCACUCUGCAUGCUGCUGAAACACCUUUGAACUCACUCAAGUACCCCUGGCCCAUUUAGGAGGACAAAAUGCGUUGUGCUCAUCUCAAUAUAGAAACAAACGCUCUCUGUAUUUGCGGCGGUAGAAAAGCGAUUUCGUCAGCCGAACGCAACGCAAGCGUCUCCCCGAUCGGCGAUGUGUGCAGUGCAAAGUCCACUUCACAAUUCGUCUGUUUUGCAAGUGUGCACAAAUUUUUAUGCUCUCUGGCUGAUUCUUGGGGGAUUUGAAGCCGCUUUUUAUAUAUUUUGAAUCAUAGGCACAGACGUCUGCGUUACUGUACGAAAUAUGUGACGUGCUCGCCUCAAUUCAUUGUUAUAAUAUGCCCCUCUAAUGGCUAUUUUUAGGCUCCACAUGAUAGUUAAAAUUACAGAUAAUUAUGAUUAGGCAUUGAAAAGAGCACUGAUCAAACACAGCAAUAUCAUUACAGUAAUAACGGUUAUUUUUCCAAAACAGCCAAUCAGCGAUAACGACUGUAACCCUUUUUCUAAUGGACCUGAAAAUAACAUUGCAAACUAAAAUUGCUGUGCACGGAUUUCCAGAACUGUUUCCCAGCCAUCAAUAAUCUGCAUUGCCCGUGACAGGGGAUUGUCAUUUUGUCUGUGACUCCGAGUUCAUUUGGUUUCAUCAUAUUUAACAUGCACACAGGCAUGUUAUCCCGUAAUGAUACAAAACCUGCAUGGUUCUAGCCAUCAGUAUGAUUCCAUUAGUUAGCUUUUAAGUAACUUUAUGAGGCCGAACCUGCUAGAGUAGGACUCCACACUCAUUAGCCAUAAUGGCUGCAGCCAGCCUUGACCCGCACGCGUCGAAACGCGCCUGCAUAAUUUGGAGAUUGCUAAAAAGCUCCCCUCACAUAAUAUCUGUGUUAAGGAUCAUGUCAACAGAUACUUGUGUGAUGGAGGAAGCUCUGUGAGAGAGUUACAUUGUGCCGGCCCGUAACAACACCAUAAACACUUUUUAAAGGAACCGCCUUCCGAGCACUACGGCCCACAGACGUGCCAAUUAAAAAAAAAAAGUCAAACCCGGAGUGCGACUUGCAAAUGAUGUCACAGCAAAGCAGAGAAAAUGUUUCGCUUCAAAUGAGUCCAUGCUGAGAUUUCUUUUGCUAAAACGUGUGUAUGGUGCCACUUUAUAAGCAUGCACGACGGUCUCCCAGCAGGGAAGGUCAUUAAAGCAUUCAGAUUCAGAGACAUUCUCGAUUUAAAUCAUCUGUGUAAUGGCGUAUAGUGCCUGAUUUCAAGGCUCACUUAGGAUGUCCGUUGCUGAAUCUCCAUUCAUUUAGUGAAUAAAAUCAGUCAAAUCUACAUGAUUAAGUCUUUUCUUAUUUUAUUAUGAAAGUCUGGGUUAUUAUCUAGCUAUUAUCAGUGCAUGGUAUGUGUGUCACGCUCUAUAUUUCAAAGCCACCUUUAUACACGUACCAUGCAAAUCUGCUUUCUUUUUUCUGCUAUAUAUAUACGUCACACUUUAGUUUAGGGACCAAUUCUCACUAUUAACUAGUUGCUUAUCAGCAUGCAUAUUACUGGAUGUUUAUUAAUGCUUGUACACUGGUACCCUAAGGUACAAAAGUGAAAAUUACCAAUAUGUACUUUCAGAGUACUAAAAUGUACCUUUAUGGUACUAAUACGUACCGUUUAGUGGUAGGUAAGGCACAGAGAUGUACCUUUUCACUUUUGUACCUUAGGGUACCACCCCAGCGACAGAACUGUACCUUUUUUUCUGAGAGUGUAGUUAUUAGUGAAAACUAAAGUGUGACCAUAAGUAGUUGAAAAUGCUUGUGCUGCCUAAUUAAGUCACUGAUAAACAGAGUUUUUAUAGUCUUUAUUGCCGUUUCAUUUUGUGCAUCCUUGCUGAAUAAAAGUAUCCUUCAAAAAAAUAAUUUCUAUAUACUUAUAAUGCAUAUACAUGUUCAUUAUGUGUUUAAAACAUUAUUUUUAAUUUAGCCUUAAGUGUUAAGAUGAUUUUUGGUCAAGGUCUCAGUUAUUGUGCUCUAAUUAACAUUUUUUCUUCAGUCUACUGUGAACUGUCAGCGUGUUUUACUGGAGACUUUGUUGGCUGUUGAAUCCAAGUCAGAUAAGUGGUUAAAUUGUUCGCGGCAUUGGGCACCUAAGCUAAACUUGUGUUCUGGCGAUGAAUGAUAUGCGGCGAAGGCCAGACAUGUCUGUUUUUGUUUCUGGAACAAUCUCAGACAAUAAAAGAAAGGAAGACCUAGAUGAAAGCAAGUAGGGAAGUUAAACACUCUCAUUAACAAUGAUAUGCCAGCAUUGUGUUAUUUGCAUAUUGCAUGUUUGUGUAAUUUAUUCACGCGUAUUCGACAAGUUGAAGUUUCAAGUGUGUCCCUUCCACUCUCCCCCUAUCCACUUUUAUUUUUAUCAGGGAAUAAUGAUUUAAAACAAGGUCAUUUGAUCUUCUGUUUCAAUAGACCUUAAUGAAAUAUUCAUUUACUCGCCUGUGGUUUCUCUGACAGCGUUUCUGAGGAUGUUCAGCGAAGACACAAAGGCCGUGCUUUUCAUCAUUCAAGCCCACGUUUCACAUUUUGAUUCAUACAGAUAUAGAUAAUUAAACCCUCUUUUACUUGGAAACAUACAGUUUACCUGGUUUUAUCAGUGUCCAAGCAAAAGCCAUUCUAUAAUAUGCAAAUAGGACUUGUGGGUUGGGGGAACGUGGGAUGUGCACAAUAUUAAGUCUUUCUUAGGAUUGUAAAGGCUUAAUUUACUGUAGUGUUUUACGUGAAAAACAGUUCUACAUGAACAAACUUUAGCGCAAUAUAAAUGUCGCCUCAAUGAAAUCACUUUGUUCUUGUGUCUUCGUUGUUUGUUGUGUUGUUGUGUUGUUGUGUUUGCUCAUGAGUUUUCAUUGGCUGUGUGCUGUUGUCACAUGUAGCCACAUGUUCUUGUUAUGUUUUGUGUAAUUUGGCACUGAGGAAGAGCUUUGUCUCGAAAAUGUUUUGCACCUUUGCACAUUUAUUGCACUUUGCACUUAUUUGCACUUAUCUUUAUGACCUCUGAUGAAGCAUUGAAUAAAAGAUUUUUUGAAGAGGUAUAAGCUUGCCAUAGCACCUUAAUUCUUAAUUUUUUGCUGGCUCUAUAAAGCACAUGGCUUUAUUUUUGUUUCUACGUGCCAUGUGCUGCCAUGUCUUUUGCAUAACCCUGCCUGUCUUGUUAUCUGAUUAUUGCUGUAGUUGUUCCACCUGUUCCCCUUAUUACCCUCCUUGUUUGCUUCCCUAUUUAUUCUUCCAGUGUUUUAUGUCCUAUGCUAGUCUGCCGUUGUAUGUUUCCUUGUCACCCUGCAGUUUAGUUUUCCCCCUUGGGGUAGUUUUGUUUAUUUUUGUUUCAUUUAAUUAGUUAAGAAAGCCCAUUGCAAAUUCUGCAUUUGAGUGCUCGCCAUCUUUACUACAAACCUGACAUAUACACAAAUUCUUUCACAGUGCAAGAGACUUGAAAUUAUCCUAAGCUAAAAAGCAUUAAAAAGGAAGACAAUUGUAACAACAGAACAGACUAUACUAUUAAUACUGUAAAUGUUGCUGUAAGUACUUGUGCUAUUGUGUAAUGCAAUAACCCCAUUGCAUACAGCCUGCAGGUUUUAUUGACUAAAUAUUCUUUCUUCAUGACUGAAUUGAUACUCUAGCUGACCUUUUGACCUUUGGGUGAGUUAAUUUGGCAACCUUUGUUCAUCACUUUGCAUACUGUGAAAUGACAACUCCUCUUCCUUUCUUCCUUGAAUGUACAUUGUGACCAGUUGUGGCUAUCUUAUAAGAUAAAACUAGUACCAUAACAAGUACUCGUACCCCUGGUUUCACAGACAAAGCUUAAGCCUAGUUCUAGACUAAAA